AUGGGUCUGAAAGGCUUCGUCGAGGGAGGUAUUGCUUCAGUAGUAGCAGGCUGUUCGACCCAUCCUCUGGACCUUAUCAAGGUCAGAAUGCAGCUUCAGGGUGAAAACCAUGUUCCCAACCCGAACCCACAAGUUCUGCGUCCAGCUUUUGCUUUCAACGGCGCAACAAUGGCUCAAGAAACCCUUCACAUUCCUGCACCAGCACCACCUAGAGUGGGACCCAUUUCGGUUGGGGUAAAGAUUUUUCAAUCCGAAGGUGCUUCCGCCUUGUUCUCCGGUAUCUCCGCCACCGUGCUCCGCCAGACUUUGUACUCCACCACCAGAAUGGGCUUGUAUGAGGUUUUCAAGCAGAAGUGGUCAGACCCGGAUUCGGGUAAAUUACCACUCGGCCGAAAAAUAGGCGCCGGAUUGAUCGCCGGAGGCAUCGGCGCGGCUGUUGGCAACCCUGCUGACGUGGCAAUGGUCCGAAUGCAAGCCGAUGGUCGGCUUCCAAUUUCUCAGCGCCGCAACUACAAGGGAGUGGUUGAUGCAAUUACACAAAUGUCCAAGCAGGAGGGGAUCACUAGCCUGUGGCGCGGCUCAUCCCUUACGGUAAACCGCGCUAUGAUUGUUACAGCAUCACAACUUGCAUCGUACGAUCAGAUCAAGGAAGCAAUAUUGGACCAUGGUGUGAUGAAAGAUGGUCUCGGGACCCACGUGACGGCCAGCUUUGCCGCUGGUUUUGUGGCGUCGGUGGCGUCAAACCCUAUUGAUGUGAUCAAAACCCGAGUGAUGAACAUGAAAGUGGAGCCAGGGAUGGCUCCACCGUAUAGUGGGGCACUUGAUUGUGCACUUAAGACAGUGAGAGCUGAGGGACCCAUGGCACUUUACAAGGGGUUCAUUCCAACCAUUUCUAGGCAGGGUCCGUUCACUGUUGUGCUGUUUGUGACCCUUGAACAACUUCCAGUACUGUCCUCAACUUCCUCUGUUUCUGCAACUGCUCUUGUAGUUUUGCAACCUGCAAAAAAGAUUAAUUUAGAGCUUUUGUUAAUUGGGUUGUCAAUAUGUUCUUAG
Messenger RNA from Ilex paraguariensis (yerba mate), 1053 nucleotides. The record is from the annotation of a GenBank genome assembly. Lineage: Eukaryota; Viridiplantae; Streptophyta; Magnoliopsida; Aquifoliales; Aquifoliaceae.